Molecule: messenger RNA, 995 nt
Organism: Dermatophagoides pteronyssinus (European house dust mite)
Lineage: Eukaryota; Metazoa; Arthropoda; Arachnida; Sarcoptiformes; Pyroglyphidae
Biological process (GO): lipid metabolic process; response to reactive oxygen species
Cellular component (GO): cytoplasm
Source: RefSeq, a predicted model, not a curated record
AGCUGAUCGAAACCAGCAAAACGGUCAGUUUGAAUUUUGUAUUCGUCAGUUUCAUCUUGCUUCAAAAUUCGAAAAAAAUCAUUUCUCCAAAAAUGUUCCGAUUUAUUGUAUUUACUAUUUUAUUAUUCUUGGCUGGCACUAACCAUGCUGCAUCAUUACAUCGAUUUCAUAGCGGUGAUUGUCCACGUAUAGAACCUAUGGCCAAUUUCAAUAUUGAUCGAUUUCUUGGAGAGUGGUUUGUGCUCGAAAAUGCCAAUGAUAAUGGACAAGUUUGUCUUCGUGAAGAAUUUAAUGCUAGCCAGGAAGCAGUUGUAGUGAUGCCCAAACAUGAUGAAAAUCUCUUCGAUAUGGCACGCAAUGAACUUGAGCCAACUGGCCGGCCAAAAUAUGAGACCGAGGAUGACAUGAAAAUCAUGGAAAAAGCUUAUUAUGUCAAGCGAAGCUAUCUACCGUUUGGUGGACGUCAAAUUAUCAGCGAAACAGGAAAAAUAUCAUUUUCAUCGAAUACAAGUCAAUCGGAAAUGGAAAUCAGCUUGCCUUAUGCUGAAACAGGAAUGCUCAAUAUUAAACAUUAUGAAGUUAUAUCCACUGAUUAUGAUCGAUUUGCUUUGGUUUGGCGCUGUCAAAAGACUAUUUUUGGUCAUCGUCGUUCAGCACAGCUCAUGUCACGACGAUCUGAAUUGGAUGAAAAGUCUCAACAAGAAUUGCAAUCAUUGAUACAACAUUUUGAAGCCCAACAUGAUAUUAAAUUCACACCUGUUCGUCAGACAAAUUGUAAUGAAGUCUCGGCUUUAGAAGCACAAGAAUCAACAAGUUCAACACCAAUGACAAAACGACCACCAUCAUCAUCGGUCGCCGACACUUCCCCUAUUCAUACUCAGGAUACUAAUGGCGAACCACCAAAAUCCAAAAACAAAAAAAAGCUGAUCAACAUUGAAAUCGGAAGUUUUCAGCUUAGUAUUUCCUAUCCUUUUUUCUAAAUUAUUUCAAAACCA